Molecule: messenger RNA, 2506 nt
Organism: Carassius carassius (crucian carp)
Lineage: Eukaryota; Metazoa; Chordata; Actinopteri; Cypriniformes; Cyprinidae
Gene: adck2
Product: aarF domain containing kinase 2
Exons: 8
Coding region: 517-2286 (589 amino acids)
Cellular component (GO): mitochondrion
Source: RefSeq, a predicted model, not a curated record
AAGGAUUAAUCCGCCGGACCCGAGGAUGGGAACAACACUCAUAACAAACAUUUGAAUGAAUUAUACAAGGUUCGCGGAGAAAUGUGGAGAUACAUUGAAAAUAAGGGCCAAUAAACAGCACGAAUGUGGACAUCUGGCAGCGACAAAGUGUUAGAUAAAAAUAAUAGUAUGCAUAUGAUAACGCGUUGCAGCAGUUGCAUCUGUGUCUUAAAUGUUUCUGUGGCUGAUAUUACAUUUAGCAUCAUAGACAUAACGAUUUAACAUCGAUGUGGAUGUAUGCAUAACACAUGCACAACUUGCAAGUAGAUCUUGCAGCAAAACGCUACAUAAUUUCCCAUUAGUAAGUGAAUCUUUAUUAAUCAGUCUACUCUAUAACGUUAUUGUAUGCACGAUCUUAAUGUUUCCAUGCAUCUGAUUUCAAAACCGAUAGCAAAACACAGAUUAUAAAUCGCAACUCCGCUACAAUAGUCCUAAAACAACUGUUAAAUGCCUAAAUAAUUAACAAGAGUAUCAACAAUGUCUGCUUUGUGUGCAAAACACCUGCUCCAGAACUUCAAGUGCAUGGUGCACAGGGUUUCAAUUCGGAUCCCGUCGCGUGCACUGUUUAUCUUUAAACGUACCCGUGUUAUAUCUCGAGCCCCUAAAGUGGGUCUUUUCUGCUGGAGUGUAUGCGGCAUCACUUCCGCCUCUGGACAGGAAGCCAUCCAUCAUCAGCAGAGGACCACGGAGAGGAAAUCAGUCGCCCGAGUGCAGAUCCACAGGUUUGUAUUCGUCCUGCGUUUGGGAAUCCGCGCCUUGGUGCUUUCCCUCAAAUUCAGCCCUCUUCUGAUUCUGUAUCCCCUGACUUAUCUAUCACAACGUUGGGCGUCCCAUUGGUUGGAUGCCCUCCUCUGGGUCACGGAAACCUCUGGUCCUACUUUUAUCAAGCUCGGCCAGUGGGCCAGCACUAGACGGGACAUCUUCUCCCAGGACUUCUGCGAUCGCUUCUCAAGGCUUCAUGUGCGGGUGAAGCCGCAUCCCUGGUCCCACACCAAGCUCUGUCUGAGGAGGGCGUUUGGAGACGGAUGGAGGCAGAUGUUUGUGUUUGACGGGAAGGAGCCUGUGGGCUCGGGAUGUGUUGCACAGGUGUACCGUGCCAAAGUCAAGGUGAAGAGCGUUGAAGACCUGGGCUUCCAGAAGCUGGUGGAGGAACUGGAGAAGAACGAUCUCCUGGAGGCCUGGGAGAUCCCUGGUCUGGGAGGAGCUCUGAGCGACUUCUGGGAGACGGAUGAAGAAGAGACAAGGGAUUUCCAAGAGAGACCUGGUCCAGACCCACAGCUGGAGGAAGAGCGUCUGAUUCCUGUAGCAAUUAAGGUUCUUCAUCCAGGAAUCAGGCAGCAGGUGCAGAUCGAUCUGAUCCUGAUGAAAGCGGGAAGUUUAUUCCUCAACUGUUUGCCCGGCAUCAAGUGGCUCAGCCUGCCCGAGAUCGUAGAUGAGUUUGAGAAGCUCAUGACCAGACAGAUCGAUCUUCGGUUUGAAGCGCAGAACAUCGAAAAGUUCCAGAAGAAUUUCAAAGAUCUGCAGUAUGUGAAGUUUCCGACGCCCCUCAGACCGUUUGUCACAAGGACUGUGUUGGUAGAAACAUAUGAGAAAAGUGAACCCAUCUCAAUGUACCUGAGCUCCGAUGUGCCAGAAGGAAUCAAGCAGAGAAUCGCACGGAUGGGUGUCGACCUUCUUCUGAAAAUGGUGUUUGUGGAUAAUUUCGUCCACGGUGACCUCCAUCCCGGGAACAUCCUGGUGCAGGGUGGGCGAGGAGAGGGCCCACAGGACAGGGCAACUCUGACGGACAUGUGUGACACUGUGGUGGUCAGCAUGAGGGCGAGUCCUCCGCCUCUUCAGCUGGUGCUGCUGGACGCAGGGAUCGUGGCGCAGCUCAGCGAGGCGGACCAGCGCAACUUCAGAGCCGUGUUUACCGCUGUCAUUCUCAGACAGGGUGAGCGAGUUGCAGAGCUAAUCCUUCAUCACGCCCGCGCCAAUGAGUGCCAGGAUGUGACGCGUUUCAAGAAGGAAAUGGCUGAGCUAGUGGAUCAUGCACUCAGUGACACACUUUCUCUGGGAAAGAUUCAGGUGUCUGAGCUGUUGUCUCGAGUCUUUGGUUUACUGAUUCAUCACAAGGUGAAGUUGGAGAGUAAUUUUGCAUCUAUGGUGUUUGCCAUCAUGGUCCUGGAGGGUUUGGGUAGAUCCCUGGAUCCCAACCUGGACAUCCUGGAGAUCGCAAAACCCCUCCUGCUGAGAAACCUGCUCUGAUACACUCUUCAGUGACUUCACUGUCAGCAUUUACCUCACUGGUCCAGCCUGCUGCUCAAAUAAAGAGUGCUAAUCAGGGAACUUACCAUCACUCUGGGAUCAAUUUACAUGUGCAUGGUUAUAUAGGGAAAGUUAAAGGUGUUCCUGGGUUAAUAACAUAUCCUGUGAUAUUGGGAUUGGAUUAUACACAUGGGACCAGAUUCAGUGUUUUUGUGUCUUA